Molecule: messenger RNA, 3390 nt
Organism: Dendrobium catenatum
Lineage: Eukaryota; Viridiplantae; Streptophyta; Magnoliopsida; Asparagales; Orchidaceae
Product: dynamin-2A-like
Exons: 22
Coding region: 314-3091 (925 amino acids)
Cellular component (GO): membrane; microtubule; cytoplasm
Molecular function (GO): GTP binding; microtubule binding; GTPase activity
Source: RefSeq, a predicted model, not a curated record
AAAAAAAAUUAAAGAAAGAAAUCUCCGCCUCUUCGAACUCUCACAUUUUCGUUCAAACGUAUUAAUCGACGCAGGCCUUUCCCCUCUCGUCUUCCUUGGACUGGAAGAGCAGCGACCUCUAAUUUCCCCUCUUCCUCUUGUCCUGCUUUGUCUCGAAUUCAAAUAGAAUAGCCUUAGAUCUGAGGGCUUGUGGGAGGUACGGCAGUCUUGGCGUCUUGUCCAGCGGGUUCGAUCGGGCUCUAUCGUCUUUUUUGGGGGCUGUAAGAUCCAGAUCUUUGCAGUAGGUUCUGCCGGCCGGUCGUCGGUGAGCGCUAUGGAGGCCAUGGAUGAGUUGAUCCAGCUGUCCGAGUCCAUGAUGCAGGCCUCUGCUCUCCUCGCGGACGAGGAAAUCGACGAAAAGUCUCCUUCCCGCCGUACUUCCACCUUUCUUAAUGUCGUCGCGCUUGGAAAUGUCGGUGCUGGGAAGUCUGCAGUUUUGAAUAGCUUGAUCGGACAUCCGAUUCUGCCAACUGGAGAGAACGGAGCCACUAGGGCGCCCAUCAGCAUAGACCUUCAGAGAGAUAACUCGCUAAACAGUAAAUCCAUAAUUCUGCAGAUUGACAGCAAAUCCCAGCAGGUUUCUGCAAGUGCUCUUAGACAUUCUCUUCAAGAUAGACUCAGCAAGGGCUCUGGAAAAAGUCACGGAGACGAGAUCUAUCUGAAGCUACGAACUAGCACAGCUCCUCCAUUAAAAUUAAUUGAUCUUCCUGGAUUAGAUCAGCGAGCAAUGGAUGAGUCUGUGACGACUGAUUAUGCCGCACGCAAUGAUGCAAUUUUGCUAGUAGUAGUUCCUGCUGCCCAGGCCCCUGAAAUUUCUUCCUUGCGAGCUCUCAGACUGGCUAAGGAAUUUGAUGCUGAAGCAACCAGAACAGUUGGGGUUAUUAGUAAGAUUGAUCAAGCUGCUGGAGACCAAAAAGCUAUUGCCGCUGUUCAGGCCCUUCUACUUAACCAGGGUCCUCCAAGAGCAUCUGAUAUUCCAUGGGUUGCUCUAAUUGGCCAGUCUGUUUCUAUCGCUUCAGCACAAGCUGGAUCAGUUGGCUUGGAGAACUCUCUUGAAACAGCGUGGCGAGCUGAGGCUGAAAGUCUAAGAUCUAUACUGAAUGGAGCUCCACAAAGCAAACUUGGUAGAGUAGCUUUGGUUGACACCCUUGCCAAACAGAUACGUGGCCGGAUGAAGCUGAGGCUUCCCAAUCUGCUAUCUGGGCUUCAGGGUAAGUCACAAAUUGUGCAUAAUGAGUUGUUUAGACUUGGUGAGCAAAUGGUAAAUAGCACUGAAGGAACCAGGGCCAUUGCUUUGGAGCUUUGUCGAGAGUUUGAGGACAAGUUCCUCGAGCAUAUUACCUCUGGUGAGGGUGGGGGUUGGAAAGUUGUUGCUAGUUUUGAGGGCAACUUCCCUACCAGGAUCAAGCAGCUUCCACUGGACAAGCACUUCGAUAUUAAUAACAUUAAGAGGAUUGUGCUGGAAGCUGAUGGUUAUCAACCAUAUCUUAUUUCUCCAGAGAAAGGUCUAAGAUCUUUAAUUAAAGGAGUUCUGGAACUUGCUAAAGAACCUUCUCGCCUUUGUGUUGAUGAGGUGCAUCGUGUUUUGGUAGAUAUAGUAUCUGCAGCUGCAAAUGCUACACCAGGACUGGGACGAUAUACUCCAUUUAAGCGUGAGGUUAUUGCAAUUGCUUCAAAUGCUUUAGAAAAUUUUAGAAAUGAGGCGAAAAAGAUGGUGGUUGCAUUAGUUGAUAUGGAGCGUGCUUAUGUUCCUCCUCAACACUUUAUCCGCUUGGUGCAAAGAAGGAUGGAUAGGCAACGCCGUGAAGAAGAACAGAAGACUCGUUCCUCUAAGAAGGCUCAGGAUGCUGAACAAGCUUUACUAAACAGAGCAACAAGUCCUCUGCCGGAUUCCCAACAAUCAGGUGCUAACUUGAAGUCAAUGAAAGAGAAGUCCGGUUCUGACAAAAAUAAAGACGCAAAAGAGGGGUCAAGUUUGCAAGUUGUUGGGCCUGAAGGAGAGAUAACGGCAGGAUUCCUGUUGAAAAAAAGUGCAAAGACAAAUAGCUGGAGCAGGCGUUGGUUUGUUUUAAAUGAAAAGAGUGGCAAGCUUGGAUACACUAAGACGCAAGAGGAAAAACAUUUUCGUGGUGUCAUCACUUUAGAGGAAUGCAACAUUGAAGAUGCAUUGGACGAGGUAGAACCUCCUAAAAGUUCAAAGGAGUCAAAAAAGGCAAAUGGACCAGAUCCUAAAGGUUCAACGCUUGCUUUUAAGAUAACCAACAAAGUUGAAUAUAAAACUGUUAUGAAAGCCCAUAGUGCUGUUAUUUUGAAGGCUGAGAGCUUAAGUGACAAAAUUGAGUGGGUAAAUAAGAUGCGAAGUAUUGCUCAACCCAAGGGAGUUCCUCCCAAAGGUACGCUAGGCUCUCAUGUUGGACCUAUGAGGCAAAACCAUUCAGAUGGGUCACUGGACGCAAUGGUCAGGAAACCUGCUGAUCCAGAAGAGGAGCUUCGAUGGAUGUCUCAAGAGGUCCGUGGUUAUGUUGAAGCUGUUUUGAACAGUGUUGCUGCAAAUGUCCCUAAGGCUAUUGUGCUUUGUCAAGUGGAGAAGGCAAAGGAAGACAUGUUAAACCAAUUAUAUAGUUCUGUGAGUGCCCAGAGCACAUCUAAGAUUGAAGAACUGAUCCAAGAAGACAAAAAUGUCAAGCAGAAGAGAGAAAAAUUUGAAAGACAGUCAUCCAUUCUUUCAAAGCUUACUCGUGCACUUAGCAUCCAUGACAAUCGAGUGGCUGCUGCUUCAUGGUCUGAUAGUAACUCAGGGGCAGAGAGCAGCCCAAGUGCCACAGCUACCGCUGGUGAUGACUGGAGAUCUGCAUUUGAUGCAGCAGCAAAUGGGCCAUCAUCUCUUGAGUCAUCAAGAUCCAACAGCAGAAAUGGCCAUGGCCGGCGAUAUAGUGACCCAGCAGAAAAUGGCGAUGUAAACUCCGGUUCCAACUCCGGCCGCCGUCGCACUCCAAACCGGAUGGCUCCUCCCCCACCACCACCUCAGUCCAAUUCAAUGUAUAAAUACUAGGCAGCGCUUGAUGAUCUGAUCUGAUUGGGUAUAUUCAUGUUGGGUGCACCACUCCUCUUUUGCUUGUGAUGUCUUUCCUUCUAGCUUUCACAGUGGACAUCAUCAAUCCUUCAGGAUCAUACAUACAGAGAUCAUUAUAGUUUUGUCCAUCAGAAGGCUUUAAUGUGUGCCCUAAAUUUAGUCUUAGCGUUUUUGUUAGGUUGUGAUUUUUAGCACUAUUACUGUUUUUUUUUUUUUCUGCUCAUUGAAAUUCUGUAUGAGAUUUAUUGUUAUAUAUAAUUCAUUCUUUUUUUUACUGA